UAAAAUUUUCAAAUUUUACUUUUAUUGAAAUACAACUUGUUUUUAUAAAUGAGUUAAAAAUCAGAUAUUACUAAUUUACUUUAAUUAUAGUUGUAGGAAAUCAAAGAUCAUAAGCACGAAUGCCAGGAUAAAGAAUGCAAGGUAUCUAUUGAAAUAAUUUAGUCUGUAGUAGAUUGCAUUAUUGAAGAUCUAUCAGAGGAGAAUAGAGAUUGGACUGAAAGUGAUAUUAAUGAUUGGAAAUCAACAUUAGAUAAUUAAGGAUUAUGCGAUAAAGCUAUGGAUAUAUUCUAAUUUAUUUUAGAUUGCUUGUACAAAUCUAAAUCAUUUGUAGCUAACUAAUCUAAUUUUGAAGAAACUUCGUCAUAAACAUUAAAUAAUAAAUCGUAGAUAACGAAUUCAACUAAUGAUACAACUAAUUAAGUUGAUAAUUUCUUCUAGACUUAAAUUGAUGAAAGCUGUUAAAGUGAAGCCAUAAGGAAAAGAGAAAUUUAAAAAAAGAUUUAAGAAUUAGAAGAAUCCAUAGAAAUGAAAUAAAGGAUUAUAAAUGAUACAGAAAAUUAGAUUUAAUAGAAAUUAGAUGAGAAUUAUAAAACUUCAGAAGAAAAUGAUGGAUGGGUUUAAUUUGAGUAAGAAAAAAUUUCUUACUUGAAGGAAAAAUCAGAAGUUUUAAACCAACUUGAAGAUGUUUUUCUAGAAAUAGAUGCAAUUUAAGAAUUGGUUUAAAUCAGAGAAGAAAUAAAAAGUUGUAUUGAAAACUACGACUUUAAUAAAAUAUAGAGCUUAUAAAAAAACCUAGAUUAGAGGCUUAAGAAUUACACUUUUAUAAUUGAAGACAUAAGAAAUAUUUUAUAAGUGAUUGAAAAUUGGGAACACAAAUACCCUUUAUGCACAGACAAAAGUGUAGGAUUAUUUAUAGAUAUCGAAAAAGACAACUAGUAUUUAAAUCAAAUGCUUAAGCAAGUUAAUAAUGUCUAUAAUGACUAAAUGUUAAAAGAGUUAGAAGGUUUACAUGAUGUGUUAUCAGAAUUAGAGUAACUUAAAAUAUAAAAUGAUAAUAAAAAUAACAAUAACAAUAAAUGA
Messenger RNA from Tetrahymena thermophila SB210, 1080 nucleotides. RefSeq names its product nucleotidyl transferase family protein. The record is from RefSeq and is a predicted model, not a curated record. The transcript has 2 exons. NCBI's taxonomy places the organism in Eukaryota, Ciliophora, Oligohymenophorea, Hymenostomatida, Tetrahymenidae.